Messenger RNA from Rotaria sp. Silwood2, 294 nucleotides. Lineage: Eukaryota; Metazoa; Rotifera; Eurotatoria; Philodinida; Philodinidae. The record is from the annotation of a GenBank genome assembly.
AUGGCAGCUUCCAGAGCAGCCGAGACUUCGGAGGAGACACGCACUCGGCUUGAUGAUCAACGUUCACGACAAGCAGCUGCCAGAGCAACCGAGACACCAGACCAGAGACGAGCUCGAAGUGAAGAUCAACGUAGACAACAAGCAGCCUCAAGAGCAGCACAUUGGACAUUUAUGGAAAGGGAAGCGUUUCGAUAUCAUCCAGCCAACAGCUACGACAACCAUCCUCAACUUUAUAUUGGACGAAUGAACGACGUUUGCUCAUAUUGUGAUGCUCUUAAGUGGCCUGGAGAAUAG